Molecule: messenger RNA, 1282 nt
Organism: Arvicola amphibius (Eurasian water vole)
Lineage: Eukaryota; Metazoa; Chordata; Mammalia; Rodentia; Cricetidae
Gene: Sebox
Product: SEBOX homeobox
Exons: 3
Coding region: 1-603 (200 amino acids)
Molecular function (GO): DNA binding
Source: RefSeq, a predicted model, not a curated record
AUGAACUCCAGCCCCUGUGGUGAUGACAAGUUACCCAGCCACCCUCUCCAGCGGCCCACAGGCUGUGCCAGUGGGUUGGGUCCCCAGCGGAGAAAGAGGACCACUUUCAGUGUUGGGCAGUUGCUGGAGCUGGAACGGGUCUUUGCAGCUAGGCCCUAUCCCGACAUCAGUACCCGUGAGUACCUGGCCCAGGUAACUCACCUGCCUGAAGCCAAGAUCCAGGUGUGGUUCCAGAACCGCCGAGCCAAGAGAAUCAAGAACAGAAAGCCAGGAGCCCUAAACCCUAGGCUGGAGCUUCCUCCAAACGCCUCUUCUCUUCCAGACACUCCCCAGCAACCCUGGGACCCUGGUACACCAGGCCAGCCUCUACACCUCACCAGUUCAGCUCAGCAGGCUUCAGCAGGCCCACAGACCUCCUGUGGAGCUCCCAGCUUGGGUCCAGGGCAGGGUGGAGCAGAGGCUAAAGCUGCAGCCCCAUGGGGACCAAGUGGGGCUUUAGGGGUUCACCCUUUUUUAGAGCAAAUUGUUCCUCAGACCUCACUGAGCAGCCUAUCUGACCUUAUCUAUACCUCAGCUGUUGUCACCAAUAGAGAUCACUCUUAAUUUAGCUGUAGAGCACUUAGGAGUUUGGCUCUGGCUCUUGUAGCACUCUCCAUCUCUCCUGGAGAGUAAGAAUUCCUGCCUCUUUUUACACAGUGAAUGUUCUCUAAGAGUCUAGCUCAGAGACUCAUCCCUUCAUUCCCAACCUCCAGCAACCUAGCUGAAGGUCCCGUGCAUUGGCUAGAGCCUAGCUCUUACUACCUGGCAGCCUGGUCAUUUUCGAGGCAUAUGCCCAUUAUCUCAUCAGGAGGUAUCGCCAAGGUAAGGGACCAUGUUGUCGACCUCUACCGCCAGGCUUGGCUCCCCCAUUCCCAUUAUCUUAGCUGAUGAUCUCUUCCCUCUGAAGGGGCAGCCACCACCUGUCAGGGCCUUAUCUAUGAGGCAGGGGAAGGGUACUGUUCCUGUGCUGGACUGCUGGGAGACACACCUUUUCAUGGUUCAGAGCCCCAUUGCCUGACUUCCUGCCACCUGGACAAAUUAAUCGGAAUUGUGGAUUUGAAGAGGGAAUGAUAUUAAAGUUACAGAAAUAGAAGCCCAAAGAUCAGAUUGGCUGUCCUCUGAUGUGGGCUGUGGGGACAACCUGACAAACCUGGGGAGGGGGUGUGGUAGCCUUGGGCUUUUUGUAUCACUGUCAUCUGUAAUGCCAACUAAUCUCCAAAUAAAACAAAACUCUUUACUUUAA